Messenger RNA from Eutrema salsugineum, 2361 nucleotides. RefSeq names its product ubiquitin carboxyl-terminal hydrolase 20. Gene Ontology annotation, biological process: protein deubiquitination. The record is from RefSeq and is a predicted model, not a curated record. The transcript is spliced from 8 exons. The coding region runs from base 152 to 2182 and encodes 676 amino acids. Gene Ontology annotation, molecular function: cysteine-type endopeptidase activity; cysteine-type deubiquitinase activity. NCBI's taxonomy places the organism in Eukaryota, Viridiplantae, Streptophyta, Magnoliopsida, Brassicales, Brassicaceae. Gene Ontology annotation, cellular component: nucleus; cytosol.
AAAACCUAAAACUCCCUCGCAAUUCCGUGUUCCCGACGGGAUUUUUGAAUUGUCGCAGCGGAAAAUCGACUUUUCGCCUCCCAACGAUUCGUUUUCUUCAUCAAAGAAACCCUAAUUCUCGUUCAGAAAUCGAACUUCGGGACUGAAUAGGAUGUUAAUGGCUGAUUCCGACGUAUCGUCAUCGGUUAUACAUCGCUCGCCGUUAAUACCCAACCCAGUCGAAACCCUAGACGAGUCUUCUUCACCAAUCGCGUCGAUUGGUGCCCAUGCUGUUCAGUCGCUGGCUCUUUCGUCGCCGAAUCGAGAUCGCGAUGACGACGAUCUGGGUUCGCUCUCGACGGAGCCCUCAACGCCGCCUCGGAAUUCAGUUGGGUCUUCCUCUGCUCCGUUGAACGAAACCCUAAUCUUCUCUUCUCCGGUAAGCUCUGAGCGCGGCGAGUGCAAUGAUACUCAAAUCGUGUCGUCAGAGUCUCAGAAUCAACCUGAGGGCAAUGAUAACAACUCGCUACAAAUGAUUGAGAGUACUUCGCAAGCUCAAGACGAAAUCGACGAAAUAUUCAAGGAUCCAUGGACGUCCAAUGGAUACGAAACUGACGAUGACUCUUCAACGGACUGGAACCAGGGCUUGAAGUGGUGGAGGAAACAACCUAGCAAACCCAUGUGGAGAUGCAUGCCAGAACCUAUGAAGAUCGCUGGUGUGGGUGCUGGACUUUGGAAUUUAGGCAACAGCUGUUUCGUUAACUCGGUUUUGCAAUGUCUCACUCACACUGUGCCUCUUAUCGAGAGCCUUUGUUUAUCCAAGUCUCAAGAUCCCUGUAACUGUGGCAAUGUGUUCUGUGUAAGAAAGACUCUUCGAGGUCAUAUCAUUGGUGCACUGACGACUUCAGAAUAUUCAAUUUCUCCGUUGCUUUUCCUCAACAAUCUCUGCUAUUUUUCGCCUGACUUCCGGCGUUACCAACAAGAAGAUGCCCAUGAGUUUCUACAGGCGUUUCUUGAUAAGUUGGAUAGAUGUUGUUUUGAUCCAAGAAGUGACCGUGGCGAUGCCUCUUCUCAAGAUGCUAACAUUGUUCAACAUGUCUUUGGUGGUCGUCUCGUCAGUGGGCUUCGUUGCUGCAGCUGUAACUCUGUUUCUGAGACGUUUGAAGAAUCUCUUGGGUUGAGUUUGGAGAUUGAAGAUGUGGAUGACCUUUCAAGUGCACUGAAUUCGUUUACCCGUGUGGAGAAAUUAGAAGAGCAAUUGACGUGUGAUAACUGUAAUGAACAAGUUUCAAAGGAGAAACAACUCCUGCUCGAUAAGCUGCCAUUAGUUGCCACAUUCCAUCUCAAGAGGUUCAAGAAUAAUGGAUAUUUUAUGGAGAAGAUCUUCAAUGAUGUCCGGGUUCCGUUGGAGAUAGACUUGCAGCCAUAUAUGAGUAGUAACCAGGAAAACGAAGUUGCUACAAAAUAUUAUCUUUAUGCUCUCGUGAAGCAUUAUGGGUCAUUAGUUUACGGUCAUUACGUAUCCUAUGUGAGGUCAGCCCCAACGAUAUGGCAUAGAUUUGACGACAAGCAGGUCACUAGAAUCGAAGAAGAUAGUGUGUUAGCAGACGAUUCAUAUAUUCUUUUCUAUGCAAGAGAAGGGACUCCCUGCUUUUCUACAGCUUAUGAAGAGGUGCAGCCACUGCUUGAAGCUAGCUUACAAUAUUCUUCGCCAAAGUCUGUCCUUGAUCCUACCAACGGGGAGUGUUUAUCUGAAAUUAGCUAUGAGAAUGUCUAUCAAUCCAAGAAACAAGAUGUCAAGACAGACGAAAAUCCUGUUUCCGUCUCUAAUGAGGCAGACGAAGAUGUGUAUCUAUCAAGUGGCGAGGAUUUUCCCAUGGAAGAGCUUUUGGACAUGUCUGAUGAUUCUUAUAAUCCAUGUCUUAAGAAGAAAGAACCAGAUUCCUUUUUAGCCUUUGAAAGAGCUGCCACUGGUCAUGAUGAUUCUGUUCCUCUGCUCAUGGCUCAAAGUCAAGACUCUUCCGAAGGGACUUUCCAGAUUCAACACGAGCAAAUGGAACUUGCAAAGAAUCAAGAAGAAGAAAAAGCUUGCAGGCAGCCAUUAGUAAUAGACCUCUCGAGGAAACCUUUACCUCGUGCUAGACAUUUGGACCAAGCCAUAUCUAGAAUUGGUUCUCCACCCAAAAAACUAAAAACAGCAUGAAAAUGUCUUAGCAUCUGGACACAAAGGAUUGGUGAUGACUUUGAGAUUAGACUAAUCAGGCUUUAAUCGUUUUCGGUUUUGUGGAUAGUAACUAGUUUCUGCUAUCUUUAACAAAAAAAAAAAACUAGUUUCUGCUACUUUGGGUUGACUUGACUUGGUUUAUUAAUAAAAAAAAAGCU